CUCCAGAGGAGGAAGGAGAUGUCACGGCACAAGCAGCCUUUCAACGGAUAGCAUCACUCAGCUCUGUUCAAAGAAGGAAACCCGGAUAUAUUUGACAGCCACACUUUGCUUGUGUUUGGCAUGUUGGAGCACCACUCCCAGUGACCAGAGGUCAACAUCUCCAGACCAGCCGUGCCAGGCCAGCAGGACCCAGAUCAGACUCGUUAUGGCCGCUCGAGAGCAGGGACCUGCAGGUGCUUCGAACAGCUCAGCCGAAGCCAAAAAGACAGACCUGAGGACCAACGAGAAGAAGUGCUCUUGGGCCUCGUACAUGACCAAUUCUCCAACUAUGAUAGUGAUGAUUGGGUUGCCUGCUCGGGGGAAAACCUACAUGUCCAAGAAGCUGACGCGGUACCUCAACUGGAUCGGAGUGCCAACAAAAGUCUUUAAUCUCGGCGAAUACAGGAGGGAAGCCGUGAAGUCGUACAAGUCCUAUGAUUUCUUCAGACAUGACAACGAAGAAGCAAUGAAAAUUAGAAAAGAGUGUGCUCUGGUAGCACUGAAAGACGUCAAGGUGUAUCUGAAUGAGGAAGGAGGUCAAAUUGCUGUUUUUGAUGCCACAAACACCACACGAGAGAGGCGCAUCCUCAUCCAUAAUUUUGCACAGGAAAACGCCUACAAGGUGUUUUUUGUUGAAUCAAUAUGUGAUGAUCCAGAAGUCAUAGCUGAAAAUAUUAUGGAAGUGAAGGUGUCCAGCCCAGAUUACCCUAAGAGGGACAGAGAAAGCGUCAUGGAUGAUUUUCUGAAGAGAAUAGAGUGUUACAAAGUGACCUACCAGCCUUUAGUUCCUGACGGACACGACAAGAACUUGUCCUUCAUCCAGGUCAUUAAUGUCGGCCGCCGUUUCCUGGUCAACAGGGUGCAGGACUACAUCCAAAGUAAGAUAGUCUAUUACUUGAUGAACAUCCACGUCCACACCCACUCCAUCUACCUGUGUCGGCACGGAGAAAGCCAACACAACCUGGAGGGACGCAUCGGUGGAGACUCUGGCCUGUCAGAGAGAGGGAAGCAGUUUGCUGCAGCACUCAGGGGUUUUGUGAAAGAGCACCCGCUGUCAGACCUGAAGGUUUGGACGAGCCAGCUGAAGCGCACCAUCCAGACUGCAGAGGAGCUGGACACCCCCUACGAGCAGUGGAAGAUACUAAAUGAAAUUGACGCUGGUGUGUGUGAAGAAAUGACGUAUAAAAUGAUCGAGGAAAAUUAUCCAGAGGAGUUUGCAAUGAGAGACCAGGACAAGUAUCAUUACCGCUACCCUGGAGGAGAGUCCUACCAGGACUUGGUCCAGCGUCUGGAGCCAGUUAUUAUGGAGCUGGAGCGACAGGGCAACGUUCUGGUCAUCUGUCAUCAGGCCGUCAUGCGGUGUUUGCUCGCAUAUUUCUUGGACAAGGGCGCAGACGACCUCCCCUACAUGAAGUGUCCCCUGCACACCAUCCUCAAACUCACCCCCGUGGCUUAUGGCUGUAAAGUGGAGAUGUUUGACCUGAAGGUGGAAGCUGUCAGCACUCACAGAAACAGACCUUUAAAUAAAGUCCGACCGAAGGCCAUGCCACCACCUUUCCUUCGCAGGAACAGUUUUGACCCUCUGUCAACCCAAGACCAGAUCAAACGACCUCGUCUGUACAGCAUGGGGAAUUUUUCACAAUUCAACAUGUACCAUAACGCCACUAAUCCCAGCAUGCCGAUCUCUGAUCUGUUCGAGGGAGUUGAGCCCCAACACACCGAGGACUCACCGAACAGUUUCAGAGCAUCGAAAACUGAGGAUAAGGAGAAGCUGGAGAACGGCACAUAAAGAUGCCUGCCUUAUCUAAGAUAGAACAUCAGUGUUUUCCCUCCUCCGUGUUGCCAUUUAAAGUCUGUUUGUGGUUCUGCAGACCAGCAGUAACAUCCGGUCGCUCCGUUCUCCAUCAGAACUCACCGUGUGUGUUAUUGUGGGUGGAAGUUCAGCACCUUUUAUUUAUUUUUCUUAUCAUACACGAAUGAUUUGUAGUAAAAAGAGUUCAACUUUUACCAUCAGAAAGUUUAUAUUUCUUUUCUUUUCACUUUUUCA
Molecule: messenger RNA, 2086 nt
Organism: Nematolebias whitei (Rio pearlfish)
Lineage: Eukaryota; Metazoa; Chordata; Actinopteri; Cyprinodontiformes; Rivulidae
Product: 6-phosphofructo-2-kinase/fructose-2,6-bisphosphatase 2
Exons: 16
Coding region: 206-1828 (540 amino acids)
Biological process (GO): fructose metabolic process; fructose 2,6-bisphosphate metabolic process
Cellular component (GO): cytosol
Molecular function (GO): ATP binding; 6-phosphofructo-2-kinase activity; fructose-2,6-bisphosphate 2-phosphatase activity
Source: RefSeq, a predicted model, not a curated record